UGUCGAGCUCGACUGCAUCACACACCACCAUGGACGCACUACUCGCCGCUGCCGGCCCCAUGAGGCCGGACAAGCGCAAGCGCGACUACCGGGACCGCAACACCAAGCCGCAGGCGCACAAGACGGUCGAACGCGGGGACAAGGAGGCCGUCGACCCGUCGACUGCCUCGAUCCUCAAGACAACACGCACGCCGUCGUCGUUCCACUCGCGCAACCUCGCCAGCGGCAAGGGCAAGGAGGCAAUCAAGCCCGAUGCCAGCGUCCACCGCAUCCAUGACAAGAAGGUGCGCGCCAAGGUGGCGCGGCAGGACGUGGCGGCCAAGCAGGCUGCCAUCGAGCGUGCCGACGUCAAUGAGUGGAUCAACACUCCGCUCUCGGGCGGCCAGGGCGGUAUCGAGGUCGACUACGAAGCAGGAGAGCGCUCGUGGAAGGUGUCGCAGGACGCGAUCGUCGAGGAGGUCGGCAUCGCCAGCAGCUCGAAGCGCUUCGACCUCAAGUUUGACGACUGGGGAUCGUACAAGGUCGACUAUACCCGCAACGGACGUCACCUGGCGAUCGCGAGCAGCAAGGGACACAUUGCGACGUUUGACUGGCAGGCGGGCAAGCUUCUGUCCGAAAUCCAGCUCAAGGAGUCGGUGCGGGAUAUCAAGUUCUUGCAGUCGGAAUCCUUCUACGCCGUCGCGCAGAAGAAGUACGUCUUCAUCUACGACGAGAAUGGUGUCGAGCUGCACAAGCUCAAGCACCACAUCGACCCUACACAUAUGGAGUAUCUGCCAUAUCAUUACCUUCUGUCUACGGUGGGCAACGCUGGCCACUUGAAGUACCACGACGUUUCCACUGGCGUCAUGCUUACGCAGAUUGCCACCCACCUGGGCUCGCCAUCUGCCAUGGCCCAGAACCCCCACUCGGCCAUCAUUCACCUUGGUCACGCCAACGGCACCAUGACGCUGUGGUCGCCAAAUCAGACGACGUCGCAUGUCAAGCUGCUGGCCCAUCGCGGACCGAUCGCUGGCAUCGCCAUCGACCCGAGUGAGAGCAGUGUGGGACGGUACUGUGCCACCGCAGGACUGGAUGGAACGGUCAAGCUCUGGGACGGCCGCAUGUGGGGCAAGGAGCUGCGAUCGUGGACGGUGCGCAACCAGCCAGCGACCAUCUCAUACUCUGGACGGGGCAUCCUCGCCGUUGGAGGCCGCACGGGAGUGACAACGUACCGUGACGUGCACAAGAGCUCGGUCGGAGCUCCCUCGCCGUACCUCACGCUCCCGCUCCCCGGUCUGAGUGCCUACUCGACCAAGUUCUGCCCCUUCGACGACAUCAUCGCCGUGGGACACAACCGCGGCAUCAGCUCGUUGCUCGUUCCCGGUUCCGGUGAGGCCAACUUUGACUCGGCCGAGGCAGACGUGUACGAGACCUACUCUCGCCGACGGGAGCGCGACGUCCGCUCGGUCAUGGACAAGAUCCGGCCCGAGCUCAUCACGAUGGACACGGACUACCUGGGACACAUCUCGCUGGACAAGGGUGGCCAGACCCACGCCGAGCGCGAGGGCCGGUCGUUCCGCCAGCUGGGCCGCAUGGAGCGUCUGCGCGCGACCGGCAAGGCCGACGAGGACGAGGACGAGUGGAACGGCAUCAACAGUGCAGACGAGGGCGACGCCAACGAGGGCGAAAGGCCAGCGAAGAAGAAGGUCAAGCACAAGCAGCGUGGCAAGGGCACUGGAAUGAAGCGGUACCUUGCCAAGAAGAAGAAGAAUGUCGUGGACAAGGAGCUGCUCGCGGUCCGGGACAAGGUCGACGCCCAGAAGAGGGCCGAGGACAUGGAGCGCAAGGUGGCAAGCGGCGAGGUGGUCAAGGAGACUGGUGCGCUUGCACGAUUUGGAUGAUGAGCGGGGUGUGUGGCGCGGCGCGGCAUAGAUCAGUACUGUUGUUCACAUUGCAUUCACUGGGUAUUGGA
Vanrija pseudolonga is the source of this 1951-nucleotide messenger RNA. It is a transcript of the gene utp7, whose product is annotated as putative U3 small nucleolar RNA-associated protein 7. Bases 30 to 1880 code for a protein of 616 amino acids. Lineage: Eukaryota; Fungi; Basidiomycota; Tremellomycetes; Trichosporonales; Trichosporonaceae. The transcript is spliced from 3 exons. Gene Ontology annotation, cellular component: 90S preribosome; small-subunit processome; nucleolus. Gene Ontology annotation, biological process: maturation of SSU-rRNA from tricistronic rRNA transcript (SSU-rRNA, 5.8S rRNA, LSU-rRNA). Gene Ontology annotation, molecular function: protein binding. The record is from RefSeq and is a predicted model, not a curated record.